CUAGCUAAGCAGUGCAGGGGAUCUCUCCACCCCCUCGGCGGAACAUUUGGAAAAAUAUCAAGAUUGUAUUCUUCUUAUUAUUAUUUGGGAAAAUGUCCUAAUAGUCGUGUAUUCAGUGCGUAGCUGGCAACCGGUGUCCAAAAAUUGGGCAUUUUGGAUAUAACCGGUUUGGACUGACUUUCGAAGAGUCGCGAGACGUCGCUGACGAACCGAGCUAGCUUGUUAGCUAGCUAUCCGUGUAUAUACAUAUAUGUGUGUUAGUGAAUUCUCAAACAUUAGCUUAGCUUGUGACCGUUACCAUGAUUAUAAUAAUGUGGAUUAAAAAUAUAUAUCUACGCGCUGUUAUUUAAAGGAAUAUCCGACCAAACUGGUCUCUGUAGUACAUUAUUUAUGGUUUGUUUUUGUUUUAAUUAAUUGAUUAAUUCGUCCUAGCUAGCAAUAAUAGCUAAUAAAGUGGUAGCCAGAAUUAACGUUAAUGUUACAUUAAUGUUCGUAACGCUUAACAAGUCGCAUUCAUUUUCAGUUGAUUCAGCAUCAUAGCUGGAUGAGAUAUAUAAGCUAUAACCCUUUGGUUGUAAUGGUUUGCAGGCAAGACUAGCUAGUAAUUACAUGCGUAGCAGGUUGUGCGCUAAGCUGACUAGCACGCUUGACAGGUGAGAUGUUCAUGCAUAUGCGUGUCGCUUAGCGAUCCAGCUAUUAAUCACACGCCAGUAAAUCGCAGAUCUACGCAGCCAGCUAUGCGGUCUUGGUGAAAUUUCUCCUAACCAGCGUUAUUAAGCUGGCGCUGUGUCAGAAAGCGUGCAGGCUGCUUUCCGGCACAUUCGGACACUCCUUAUCGGGUUUGAACAGGAGGUCAUGGUCCCAGCUGCAUUGCGGGCCUGUUUCACCGGAGAGAUCAGUCGCACAUUGCUACAGUGAACCAGGCUGUUACCAGAGGUGCGAGAAGACAAGGCCGGCUUUGCGGUGUCGUGUUGGGAGUGCUGUGGUCGGUGGGGAAAAGGCAGAUCUAUCCUCGCCCAUGCCCGCCAUGCCUGGUCCGGCGACCAGCAAAGCGCGGGUGUACGCUGAUGUGAACACUCUGAAGAGCAAAGAUUACUGGGACUAUGAAGCACACGUGCCUAGCUGGAGCAACCAAGAUGAUUACCAGUUGGUCCGGAAGCUUGGAAGAGGCAAAUAUAGCGAAGUGUUUGAAGCCAUCAACAUCAACAGCAAUGACCGAGUGGUGGUGAAAAUACUCAAGCCUGUCAAGAAGAAGAAGAUCAAGCGCGAGAUCAAAAUCCUGGAAAACUUAAGAGGAGGAACCAACAUAAUUCGCCUUGUGGACACAGUCAAGGAUCCCGUGUCCAGAACACCAGCUCUUGUCUUUGAGUGCAUCAAUAACACAGAUUUCAAGGAUCUCUACCAGAGAUUAACAGAUUUUGAUAUUCGUUUCUACUUGUAUGAACUUCUAAAGGCUCUGGAUUACUCUCACAGCAUGGGAAUCAUGCAUCGGGAUGUAAAGCCACAUAACGUGAUGAUAGAUCACCAAAUGAGAAAGUUGCGCCUGAUAGACUGGGGUCUUGCCGAGUUCUAUCAUCCUGCACAAGAAUAUAAUGUCCGGGUGGCAUCGAGAUCCUACAAGGGGCCAGAGCUGCUGGUUGAUUAUCAGAUGUAUGAUUACAGUUUAGACAUGUGGAGCCUGGGCUGCAUGCUCGCCAGUAUGAUUUUUCAGAAAGAGCCCUUUUUCCAUGGCCAGGACAAUUAUGACCAGCUUGUUCGUAUUGCUAAGGUCCUCGGGACCGAAGAACUUUACAGCUAUCUUAAUAAGUAUCACAUUGAACUGGACACACGUUUCAAAGACCUGCUCGGACAGCAAACAAGAAAGCGCUGGGAGCACUUUGUUCAGCCGGAGAAUCAGCACUUGGUGAGUCCCGAAGCUCUGGAUUUGCUGGAUAAGCUGCUGCGUUAUGACCAUCAACAGAGACUGACUGCCCAGGAGGCCAUGGAGCACCCCUACUUCUAUCCUGUGCUGAAAGGACAGUCUCUCUCAAACUCAGAUGGCACUCUGGCAAUAAGCAGUUCAACUGCAACAUGAUGAGCUAAAAGUAAAAGGAAAACCUUUUUACCUCAGUGUUUGGCAGAGACCCUGCGUUUCAGGUGUAAAGCUUCACUCUAAUGAAGCAAGAAGUAAUUUAGUAUCACAAGACAUGUACAGAAAACCGAAACACACCGGGCCGGCCGACUCCCUCUCCUUUAUUCACUUUGUAUUAGUGCUGCUUGCCACAGUUACUUAGAUACCAAAAAAGUGGUAUUCUGUAUGUCCCCUUCUUUCCUGUUUUAAGUUAAACAUCUCUCUCUCUCUCUAUAUAUAUAUAUAUAAAAAAGCAAAAACAAACAAAAAAAAAUACAGAAUUAUAAGUGAUUAUAUAUUGUGGUUGGGAAAGAAUGCCUGCUCUUUCCCUGUGACUCUCAGGCUCUACAUAACUGCUGUGGGCUCAGGAUCCAGGUUGCAUUAUAUGCUGGAAAGAUUGUCAUGGUCAGUUGAUUUGCCCUGCUGAAAUAAGUGCAAAUUCUAAAUUAUAGUAUGAUUAUUAUUAUUAUUAUUAUUAUUAUUAUUAUUAUUAUUGGGUAUGGAGGCUUUUCUGCGAUCUGUUGAAAAUAUGUUCUAUUAAAUAAGAGAUACUUUUUAACCA
This is a messenger RNA of Ictalurus punctatus (channel catfish), 2672 nucleotides long. RefSeq names its product casein kinase 2, alpha prime polypeptide a (gene csnk2a2a). Lineage: Eukaryota; Metazoa; Chordata; Actinopteri; Siluriformes; Ictaluridae. The record is from RefSeq and is a predicted model, not a curated record. Gene Ontology annotation, biological process: regulation of chromosome separation; protein phosphorylation. The transcript has 12 exons. Gene Ontology annotation, cellular component: cytosol; nucleus; protein kinase CK2 complex. Bases 1019 to 2074 code for a protein of 351 amino acids. Gene Ontology annotation, molecular function: protein serine/threonine kinase activity; ATP binding.